AUGAUACUCGACGGUGAGGAGGCCACUUCCACCGAGAGUAUAAGCGAUCUAUUUCGUCGCCAGUUCAGCAGCGUAUUUACCAACGAAGCAGUAGAGGAAACGCAUAUUGCUAAGGCUGCUAGCAACGUUUCACUGCGACCUCCCAUUGGACCUCACCCGGUGGUCACUUCCGAGUCCAUCCGUCGUGCCUGCGCCUCUCUCAAAGGUUCUACCAGCUGCGGUCCUGACGUCAUCCCAGCGUUUGUGCUCAAAAAGUGUUGUGAUGCACUCGCGGAACCACUGUCUCAACUUUUCAACAUCUCGCUUGCUACUGGAGUUUUCCCGUGUUGCUGGAAGAAGUCUUACGUGUUCCCAGUUCACAAGAAGGGCCCCAAACGUGAUGUCCGGAACUAUCGUGGAAUUGCUGCCCUCUGCGCAGUUAGCAAGCUGUUCGAAGUUAUCGUGCUGGAUUUUAUCAAGUUCAACUGCUGUGACCAUGUCGCCCAGGAACAACACGGCUUCAUGGCGAAACGUUCCACUAACUCCAACUUGGUCUCUUACUCGCCCUUCAUUCUACGAACCAUGCAGCAACGGAAGCAGAUCGAUGCCAUCUAUACGGACCUAUCAGCGGCCUUCGACAAGCUGAACCACCGUAUCGCCGUUGCUAAACUGGAACGACUAAUCUUCGGCGGGCCCAUGCUUGAUUGGCUUCGCUCCUAUCUCACUGGACGUGAAAUGAGCGUCAAAAUCGGUGACGUGAUUUCCGCUGUUUUUCUGUUUUUCAAGCGCUGUCACAAACUGUCGUAUGCGGAUGACAUCAAGCUGUUCGUCGUUGUCGAGAAUGAUACCGACUGCCAGAUUCUUCAGGAGCAGCUCAACCGGUUCGCCAACUGGUGCUCCGACAACAGGAUGGUUCUGAACGCUUCCAAGUGCUCGGUCAUCUCUUUCACACGCAAGCGCAAUACCAUUUCCUUUGACUACACACUUUCAAACACCACCAUACCCAGGACCUCUUGUGUGAAAGAUUUAGGUGUGAUGCUGGAUAGCAAAAUGACGUUUACUGACCACAUCACGUAUACAGUCUCCAAGGCUUCCAAAACUCUUGGCUUCAUCUUCAGAAUAGCUAAAAACUUCCGGGAUUUAGGUUGUCUCAAAGCUCUUUAUUGUUCGUUGAAACAGUGCAACGGAAGUUCGUUAAGUACGCGCAACGUCAUAUUAUCUGGCCUGAUCCCGCCAAUCCGCCGAGUUACCCAGAGCGCUGUAAAAUGCUUAAUCUCGAACUUCUUACAGUAA
Messenger RNA from Culex quinquefasciatus (southern house mosquito), 1272 nucleotides. RefSeq lists its product as uncharacterized. The transcript has 3 exons. Lineage: Eukaryota; Metazoa; Arthropoda; Insecta; Diptera; Culicidae. The record is from RefSeq and is a predicted model, not a curated record. Bases 1 to 1272 code for a protein of 423 amino acids.